AUGGGAUGUGUAGGAGGAAAGCAACAUAACAAUUAAAAACUUUAGGAAAAUUUAAUCUAAGAACCUUCAUUACCUAUUGAUAAAUCAACUCCAAUAGAAAAGCUAAGUUUCAUUCUAAGCCAUCCAAUUACAGAUCACCUUCAAAUGAAAAAGUAUAAUAAGUAUUUAUAUAGAUAAAACUAUGAUAAACUAAUAAAUAAGUUAGUUAUGUAGAUGAAUAUAUAAAAAAGUGAAUAUUUAUCUUAUCAUCAACUAUUAGUUGAUCAUUUUUUAAAUUUUAAAGGGUAAUAAAAUUAAACCUAAGAACUUAUUGAUUAAGCAAUACAUUUUAUAAAUUUAGAUUUCAAAUAAUUCAUUAAUUUAGAAUCAUUAAUGAGUUAAGCAGAUUUACAACUCUAACUGAAAAUUUUUUAAUUUUUAAUUGACUUAUACUUAAUUUUAAACACUAUUAAGCCAGGUGGAUAAGAAAUAAAUUAUUGGUUUGGUGAUUAUAUGAAAAAAUAUGAAGAACAAGGUCAUCAAAUUCCCUCAUAAAACGAAGAAAUAAAUACUUAAAUUUAAUUUUUAAAAUAAAUUUUAAAAUAAUUAAAUGAAAAUGUUCAAAAGACAAUAAUAAGCAUAUAAUAGCAUUAAAAAUAAUAGUAAAAUAGAUAAAAUAUAAUUUAAGGCAACUCAUAAAAAUAAGUAGCUUUAAGGAUGAAGUGAUUUCUAAAAGUACUAUUUAAAGUGAAAAAAGUAUCAUUCAUCAUGCUCGAUAAUAAAAUUAAAAAUACAAAACUCCAAAUUGA
Messenger RNA from Paramecium primaurelia, 788 nucleotides. NCBI's taxonomy places the organism in Eukaryota, Ciliophora, Oligohymenophorea, Peniculida, Parameciidae. The record is from the annotation of a GenBank genome assembly.